Lucilia sericata (common green bottle fly) is the source of this 1300-nucleotide messenger RNA. Its product is annotated as diphthine methyltransferase. NCBI's taxonomy places the organism in Eukaryota, Metazoa, Arthropoda, Insecta, Diptera, Calliphoridae. Bases 147 to 1205 code for a protein of 352 amino acids. The record is from RefSeq and is a predicted model, not a curated record. Gene Ontology annotation, molecular function: protein binding. The transcript has 2 exons.
ACAUCGAACAUACUUGUGUACAUUGCACAAAAAUUUUGUGGAAGUAAAAUUAAAGAUUUAUUACUCAAACACAUUACUAAAUUAACUGAUUAAAAGCAACGAAACAAUUUAAGCUCAGAUAAAAACUUUAUUAACUAAAGCUUUAAAUGAAGAUGUUUAAAAUAAAAACACUCCAUACCAUUGACACGGAAUAUUCGGCCGAUUCCAUAGAAUGGUGUCCGCAUCCUGACUAUAACAAUUACUUUGUUUGUGGCACCUAUCAACUGGAAGAAAACAAAGAAGCGGAUUCUGCUGCACCACCACCAUGUCGACGCAAGGGUCGUAUAUUUCUAUACAAAUUUGAUCGUAUAACAAAAUCUCUAAAAGAAUUGGAUCGUUUAGAAACGGCAGCCAUACUCGAUAUGAAAUGGUUGAAGAAUAGUCAAAAUGAUUUGCCCCUUUUGGCCACCGCCAAUGCUUUGGGACAAAUUGAUGUUUAUGCUUUGGAUAAUGUCAAAUUAAAGCUACUGCACUCACUGGAUUUAAACUCGGACGAUGAUAAUCUAUUGGCUUUAUCUCUAGAUUGGGGUCAAAUUGAGAAAAAUAAUACAAAACAUAUUUUAGCUUCCGAUUCAAAAGGUGCCAUCAGUUUGUUAAGCUGGUCGGAUGAAAGAAAACUUACUAAUUUACGUACAUGGCCGGCACAUAAUUUUGAAGCUUGGAUAUGUGCCUUCGAUAAGUGGGAUAAAAAUCGUGUCUACACUGGUGGUGAUGAUACAUUUCUGCACGCCUACGAUUUACGCAUGGAAAGCAGAGUUUUACUCAACAAAUCCCAUAUGGCCGGUGUUACUUCUCUUCUAAGUCAUCCGAAGCGAGAACAUAUUCUAUUGACCGGCAGCUAUGAUGAAAAUUUACGCAUUUUUGAUACACGUGCCAUGAAACAACCGCUGGGUGAAAUUAAUCUAUCCGGUGGCAUAUGGCGUUUAAAAUCUCAUCCUUUAAACAAAGAUUUAAUAUUGGCUGCCUGUAUGUAUCAUAACUUUAGUGUGGUUGAGAUGGAUGAAGUGGCUGCACCGAAAUUAGUUGGUGAAUAUUACGAACACAAGAGUAUUUGUUAUGGAGCUGAUUGGUGUUUAAAUGCGGACGAAAAUGAAGAAACGCUCUAUAUGGCUACAUGUUCGUUUUAUGACCAUAAACUUUGUGUUGCCAGUUUGGAAAAAGAUUGAUUUUUAUAAAAAUUGUUUAAUAUUGUUCUUUUUUAAUAAAAAAUAUAUUAUGUAAUUUGUUAUAUUGUAUUUGCAAUUGAUAAAGUAUACUAAAU